GACCAAAGAUUCAAUACUGGAGUCAAACACUGCAAUCUAACCAUGCAGCCUUUGGGUAAGGCAGAUCUAGGUGUGUCAACGUUCUACGCUGCAGCCCACGCACACGAUCAGUGUGGUACAGAUGGUCUGCCACUCACACCAAACUCCAUCAAAAUCCUGGGACGUCUGCAGAAACUGAAGUUGUCCUCGCACCCAAGACUUUGUCAGUAUGUGGACAUUGUUAGAGGCAAACAUGGUGAGGAAAAAAAAAUACAUACGGAUAACAAUUUGCGUUUGGAGGCCAAGAAAGGAACAUUUUCAAACUCAGACAAAGUGCUUCAGCUUAUCCAUGAGGUUUUAGAAGGCCUGACCUUCAUGAAUCAACAUGGGUUGGUGCAUCGAGCCUUAUCACCUACAAAUGUACUGCUUGAUGGAGAGGGUCAUGCUAAGCUUGCUAAUCACGGGUUGUAUCACAUAACAGAGCAUGGAGCUUGUGUCUCUUUUCCUGUUGGCCAUCCUCGUUACAUGUCCCCAGAAGUUCUAGCGCAAGGUCCUAUCCAGGGUAGGGAGUCCACGGAGAAGAUAACUCCCUCGGGCCCUAAGGUUGACGUCUGGUCACUGGGGAUCAUCAUCAUGGAGAUCUGCCUUGGGAUGGAGCUGUGGGUUUCCUGUACAUUACCUCAACUCAUCUCUAAGGUGAUGUUACUUGGGAAGCACGGCAAUGGUGGACACCCCUUGGAAACCAUCCUAAAAGAACACGGCUUACAAAAUAAAUAUCAGGAAUUGUCAGACUCCUUAAAGAGCUUCUUAAGACAGUGCUUAACCAUAUCUCAAGAUAAACGGCCAAGUCCAGCUGAUAUACUUGCUAGUGAUCUGUUCAAAAAUUAUGAAUCCUGUAAACUACUACCUAAGAACAAUAUGACAAUGUUCCAGUACCCUGGUCUGAGAUGUGAGGAUUUAAACCUUGAUGAAUACAUUGAGAGCGUCAGACUAGAAUCCAGCGAUGACCAUCUUGAGUUGCGAUCCAUAGCGGAGGUUUACUACCUUUGGGGUCUGGCAGGGGGAGAUCUUGAAGCUGAACUCCGAAAGAAAGGUCUCUUAAGAAGUAGUCCACCGAUCUGUAACUUAGCUGAUCUGGUGACGCAGUAUGGAGACGUUGUGGGCCUAGAGCGAGACAGUAGCUCCCUCUAUGAUGACACUGUGGUCACGCUGUCAAUGACGCAGCUUAAGACGCGGAUGGAGAACAUCGACGACACAGCCUUCUACCCUCUUCUUGAAGAUGAGAAGAAUAAGGUGAAUCUACCCACUUCUCCAAGUAGCAACGAUCUAUCGGAGACGGCCACCUUGCCACUCAUUAUCAGAGAGAAGGACAUUGAAUACCAGUUUCAUCGUGUGGUGUUAUUUGACAGAAUACUACGAGGCUAUCCAUACACCAUUGGACGUGUCUUCAGGGAGGCUAGGAUUGAUACGCCACCAUUGUACAGGCCAGAGAUAUGGGCAGCACUGCUCACUGUUGAGGGUGACUUCAAGGCCGUGUACGACGGCAUAGACAAAGAGACACCCACAACGACGGACAGACAGAUCGAGGUGGACAUCCCAAGGUGCCAUCAGUACAGUGAACUUCUCUCCUCCCCUGAGGCGCAUAAUAAAUUCAAGCGCAUUCUCAAGGCAUGGGUUGUAUCUCAUCCUCAUCUGACUUACUGGCAAGGUUUGGACUCGCUGUGUGCCCCAUUUCUUUAUCUCAAUUUCAACAAUGAAGCCCUAGCCUACUCUUGUCUGUCAGCUUUCAUUCCAAAGUAUCUUUACAAAUUCUUCUUGAAGGACAACUCAGCCAUCAUACAAGAGUAUCUUGCAGUAUUUUCCCAUCUGAUAGCAUUUCAUGAUCCUGAGUUGAGUAAUCACAUGAAUAGCAUUGGGUUCAUUCCAGAGCUCUAUGCUAUACCAUGGUUCCUCACAAUGUUCUCACAUGUCUUUCCGCUGCACAAGAUCUUUCAUCUAUGGGAUACGCUGUUGCUAGGCAACUCCUCCUUCCCAAUAUGCAUCGGGGUUGCAAUCUUACAGCAGCUGAGGUUCGGUUUGUUGAACUUUGGUUUCAAUGAAUGCAUCUUGCUGUUCUCUGAUAUGCCUGAAAUCGACAUAGAGAAGUGUGUGCGAGAGUCUAUCCGCAUCUUCUGCAACACACCAAAGAGUGCAACGUACAGGCAGCACGCUAGACCACCCCGUAGGCCAGACCAAGGGAACACAGCUGCAUCUCAGGUCAAGCCUGUGUCAUAUUACAGUACUGACUACCAUGACGUCCCAUUAUCAGAGCUGUCUAGAGAGCCACUGAGUCUGGAGGAACUCAAGUCCGAAGUGAGUCCAAGAAUCUCGGCAGAAGAUCUCCUGGAACUUUGUGACUUGAAGCCUGGAGCAGUUCCUGGUUCUCGCUCUCCAACCAAGAAGACAAAAAGCAGCCGUCCAGUCAUAAUGUGUGUUGAUGUACGAAGCUCCGAAGAGUUUGUGCGUGGCAACAUUCCAGGCAGUCUGAAUAUUCCCUUCAACCAGGCAUUCUCCCCUGAGGGAGACUUGGUACCUUGCAAGGCAGUCACUCUAAUCUUCAACCACAAGGGAAGGGUUGUGGUCGUUGUUGGCAACAGAGGGAAAAAUGCUGCUAAUUUUGCCACCCAGCUGGUUCGUCUAGGAUUCCCUAAGGUGUGUGUGAUGCAUGGUGGGAUUGAAUGUAUACGGCCUACGGGUAUCCUUGCCAUCUCGUCACCAGAGCUUGUAUGAUUCGUCAUUGACACUGAAGCUUUAAGUCUACAUUUCAUUUCAUCUAUUCCGAUUGUGAAGCCAAGGACUCUCAGAAAAGUGAACUUAAUUACUGUACAGCAAAGAACGAGAGAAGACAAUGAAAGAAGUUUCAGUUUUAGGUUUGGGAGGAAAACCCCAAAUCACUGUGCUAAUCAAAAAACUUAUGGAGAGAAGUCCAGGAGGGAGUUUCUGUUCAAGGUUUGGGAGGAAAACCCCAAAGAUUUAGCCAAGAAAAAACCCACGCAGUCAGUAGGGACUGAAAACCCUAUCCACUAAGUGCCCCUGGCGUGAUUGGAAUCAGGGUCCUAGAGGUGGAAGACGAGGAGAGAUGACACUACACCAACGCAACCACCAUACAUGAUUCAUCAGCUUAAACAAAGAUCUUUGCCAAUUAAUGUUACAUAAAAAUUGGGUACAUUGGAUUAGCUUCCCUUGAUCAACCCAUGUCUGACCCAGUACAAUCAAGUAUCUUUGACAGCAUGGAAGUGGCUCUCCCUGAUCACACUGUAAAUAACACUGUGUGGAUGUGUGUAAGACCACCUAGUGUUUCAAGUCACUACAUAAUAUGUGACCCUAUCUGUGAAAAUGAGUCACAUGUCCCCCAAUGCAAUACUAAGUUAUGGACAGUUUAAUGUGGAAAAUGUAUAUUA
Molecule: messenger RNA, 3419 nt
Organism: Asterias rubens (European starfish)
Lineage: Eukaryota; Metazoa; Echinodermata; Asteroidea; Forcipulatida; Asteriidae
Product: TBC domain-containing protein kinase-like protein
Exons: 20
Coding region: 43-2748 (901 amino acids)
Biological process (GO): activation of GTPase activity; protein phosphorylation
Molecular function (GO): GTPase activator activity; protein kinase activity; ATP binding
Source: RefSeq, a predicted model, not a curated record